AUGACCCCACCCCUCCCUCACACACUGCACCUGACGUACAGAGUGUUUCCAUACGCUGCCUUCGGCCUGGAGUGGCGUCUGCUGGACCUGGCAUCACCUCUAACAUCGGCCUACACUGUCCCGGGACAACACGGGGAGCCAGAAACAAGCCACAGCAGAUUCCUCUCACUACCAGUUGCUAGAGCGCGGAGCCAGAGCGCGCACACGGCCAAGCGGAGCCGAACCAUGGAGCUCUUCCCGGGAACUAGACCUUUACUUUUCCUCUCUGUGCUCACCCAUGGCUUCCUGCUCACGCUACAGACCAAAGAAGAAGUUCUCCUGGACAUGCGGGCCACUGGAGGGGAGCUGGGGUGGCUCACUUGGCCCCUAGACCAGGGAGACAAGCCCGGGUGGGAAGUGGUGCAACGGACUCUAAAUGGUUCCCAGUUCUACACAUACUCGGUGUGCAAUGUGGGAGAGCGGGAACAAGACAACUGGCUUCGAACUACUUUCAUCCAGAGGCGACCUUCGGCCUCGCGGGUUUUCGUGGAGCUACAGUUUAUCGUGAGGGACUGCAACUCUUUUGACGGAGCCUCGCUGACCUGCAAAGAAACCUUCAACCUCUUUGCUUCGGAGGCGGACGCAGAUGUCGGGACCACGUUUCGAAAAGGCCAGUUCAAGAAAGUCGCCACGAUUGCCCCGGACGAAAUCACGAGCAAAAACGAUCUACGCAUCAACACAGAAACAAAAGUGGUGGAAAACCUGUCGAGGAAAGGGUUCUACUUGGCGUUUCAGGACAUUGGGGCGUGUGUGGCUCUGCUCUCAGUUCGGGUUUACUACAAGACGUGCCCUGCUACCCUCAAGAGUCUGGCGUCUUUCAGGGAAACGGUGGCAGGAGGAGAGAAUCAGGCUUUGAGGGAAGUCAUCGGUGAAUGUGUGGAAAAUGCCGUAAGCGAAGAGCAGCCGCGGAUUUACUGCACAACGGACGGCGAGUGGGUGGUGCCUGUUGGGCAGUGCCAGUGCAAACCUGGAUACGAGGAAGUCGGAAAUGCCUGUAAAGGUCUGAGGGAUCAUCACUCCCCGGGCUGCGGCCAGCACUGUGGGACUGCUGAGGUUUUCAUAGCGAUCUGA
Molecule: messenger RNA, 1110 nt
Organism: Knipowitschia caucasica
Lineage: Eukaryota; Metazoa; Chordata; Actinopteri; Gobiiformes; Gobiidae
Source: the annotation of a GenBank genome assembly